Molecule: messenger RNA, 1583 nt
Organism: Erigeron canadensis
Lineage: Eukaryota; Viridiplantae; Streptophyta; Magnoliopsida; Asterales; Asteraceae
Product: protein CLT1, chloroplastic-like
Exons: 11
Coding region: 38-1369 (443 amino acids)
Source: RefSeq, a predicted model, not a curated record
UUUUUUUUAAAUCAGUGUGUGUGUUAUACAUAUACAUAUGGCGGUGGCUGCCGGUCACCGGUUCUCUCCCGGCCUCAAUUUUCAUAAACAAACAAACAUAAUUACACGACUAAACAUCUUACAACCCAAAUACACACUCAAUAAUCAUCCAAUUCCACAAUGGAGAAAAACAACAACAAAAAACAUAAUAAUAAUUCAUUCUACUGCUGCUGACAAGAGUCGAAAGAAUUCUCCGAUUUGUCGGUACGCGUUACAUGAUAAACAACAACAGCAACAACAAGCUGAAAAUGAAGAUGAAGAUAAAAUUAUAAUUGUUGAAGAAAAUGAAAAUGGAAAUGAUCCAAGGGUGAAGAUUGCGGUUGCAGCGUUGGUUACGAUGGGGUUGGGAGUAGGGAAUCGGGUGUUGUAUAAGCUAGCUUUGGUUCCGUUGAACAAUUAUCCCUUUUUCUUAGCUCAACUCGCCACUUUCGGAUAUGUAGUUGUGUAUUUCUCCAUCUUACAUUUCCGGUAUCGUGCUGGCAUUGUUACUGAUGAAAUGCUAUCCAUGCCAAAAGCUCCAUUGCUUGCUGUUGGUCUCUUGGAAGCUCUUGGUGCCGCUUGUGGAAUGGCAGCGGGAGCCGUUCUUUCAGGGGCAGCUAUUCCUGUUUUGUCACAGAGCUUUCUGGUUUGGCAAAUCAUAUUGUCGUAUCUUUUUCUUGGAAGGAGAUAUAAACCCAACCAGUUACUUGGGUGCUUUCUUGUGGCAGUUGGUGUGAUUGUUACCGUUGCAAGUGGAUCUAGUGCUGGCUCAUUGAUGGAAGCUGGUCUAUUUUGGAGUCUUCUUAUGAUUGUUUCCUUUCUGUUCCAAGCAGCCGACACCAUAUUGAAGGAAGUCAUUUUCUUGGAUUCUGCUAAAAAAUUGAAGGGAGGUUCAGUGGAUCUAUUUGUUUUGAAUUCCUAUGGAUCUGCAUUUCAGGCGCUUUUUAUUUGCCUUCUCUUACCUUUCUUGUCAAGGUUAUGGGGUAUUCCAUUUCAUCAGCUGCCAAGCUAUCUUUCAGAUGGCGCGGCUUGCUUUUUAAACAUGGGGACUGUAUCCAGUGGAUGCGAGGGAGCUCCACUGCUACCAAUUCUGUUUUGUAUCGUUAAUAUGGCUUACAACAUAUCGUUAUUGCAUUUAAUAAGAAUAUCAUCUGCCGUUGUAUCUAGUCUUGCCUCAACAGUUUCUGUUCCAAUAUCUGUUUUUCUGUUCACGCUUCCACUACCAUACUUGGGGGUGGCAUCCUCCCUUCCAUCUGGUUUCAUAGCAGGUGCUGGAAUCCUUGUGAUGGGCAUGUUGAUUUAUGCUUGGACACCAUCAAAAAGUAGUGGUAUUCCCCCUCCCAUGCCAUAACAUGUGACUACCCCUUGAUUAUCAAAAUAUUUAAUGCGGUAUAAAAUGCGCGCUUUUUUGUAGCAUAGAAAUAGGUAGAGAACCUGUGAUUUUUGAUUGUAUGAUUGUCUUGUAAUAAAACUGCCAAUGUAGCGUUGGUAUUGCUAGCUCGUGGUUUGUACAUUCAUAUUUGUUCUCCGAAAAUAUAUUUUCCUUUCUUUUAAGUUGAUCAAAA